Messenger RNA from Glossina fuscipes, 3429 nucleotides. It is a transcript of the gene orb, whose product is annotated as cytoplasmic polyadenylation element-binding protein 3. The transcript has 13 exons. NCBI's taxonomy places the organism in Eukaryota, Metazoa, Arthropoda, Insecta, Diptera, Glossinidae. Gene Ontology annotation, cellular component: cytoplasm; synapse; neuron projection. The coding region runs from base 422 to 3280 and encodes 952 amino acids. Gene Ontology annotation, molecular function: translation factor activity, RNA binding; ribosome binding; mRNA 3'-UTR binding. The record is from RefSeq and is a predicted model, not a curated record. Gene Ontology annotation, biological process: negative regulation of cytoplasmic translation.
AAAAAUAUAUAUGUAUAUAUAAAUCAAAUAUUGUAAUAUUUUUUUUCUUUAAAUUUAAUUACAAGAACGGACAGAAAAAAGGCAAUCAGUUCAGUUCAAUUUCAGUUUAGUUGAGUUGAGUUAAGUUGAGCGCUUGUAGCCGAGUGUUACUGUGUGUGAAAUUGUUGUAAUUGUCGAUAAUAGGCAACAAAGAGACAAAAAUCUUAUAUUACAAAAGUACAAUAAAAAACAUUUAACGACGCAACGAGAGCCAAAGUGUAUAAAAGAAAAAUGUGCUUUCAGCCAAAAGUUGUUUAAUAAAAGGCAUAACAGCAAAAAAACGAGAAAAAGAAUAAAAAAAGCAAAAAAAAAAAACAAAAAAGCAAAAAAAAAAAACAAAAAAUAACGAGAAAAGAAUCAACACAAAAGCAAUAUUGUAUGUAUGACUGAUGGAUUUUGUACUGAAACGUUUAAUUCUUCAUCGAAUAAUUUCACUUCUAUGCCAUUAUCGUCUUCAAUAGCAGCCACUCAUACCAAUAAUAUAAUGAGAGCUUCUUUGACAGGAACGGCUGGUACUGAACUUUUACAACAGCAUUCAAUUAAUUCCAUAAUUGAACAGCGUCAAGAUUUCUUGAAUAGACAUGCUGCUAGUGCUGGUAUUAGCGGUGGUGGUGGUGGUGGUGGUAACAGUGGCUGUAACGCCGCCGACAUUAUCAACAAAAUUAACACAAAUGCAAUUGUUUCGGAUACGGUUACCUCAGCAUUGAACGAUUCCUUAGCAAUGACGGUUGAUUUUCUUGGCCUGAACACCGGCCCCAACAACAACAGCGGCAACAACAGUCAAACUCAUACCAAUGGCUGUAAUAGUGCCCACAGCGGCCUUAGCUUAAGUAACAAUAUAUUGGCGAUAGGUGGCGGCGGAAUCAACGCUAAUGGUGGCAAUGGCAACAACAGUAGCUGUAAUGCCAGCUUGUCUGCCACUGCAACAAUGGCUGCCGAUUCGUUGGCCCACAACGCCAACACAAUGACUACCAGUGCCGCUAUAGCAGCAGCAGCAGCUGCUGCAGCAACCGCCUACAUGCCACUAACACCCAGCUCAACACAAUCUUCCAUAUCGCCAGGCACAUCAACAGCUAAUUCUUAUGACAUGUUUCCGUUUGAUAAUAUUGCACCUUCACUACCACCACCAUCACAACAACAACAACAACAAAAUACACCACUUAAGGUAUUUCCAAGAAACAUCAGCUUCGAUUGUUCUGCACCUUUAUCGCCAAGUACGCCCACAUCUCUUUAUAAUAACUCUUUUCAAAGUUCACCAUUAGUCAGCGAUAGCAGUAACUCAUCAUCAGGUAAUGGUCUACCAUUAGAGUCAAUAUCGUUAGCCUUACAAAAUGGUUACAAUAACGGUAUUAAUUCAACCCGGUCAACAUCACCGGAAAGCCAGAAUAGCAAUCAAUCAAAUGAACAUAGUCUCCUUGACAUGAUGAAAUUCUUAAAUAUUGGCUGCAGUCAACAACAACAACAGCAGCAGCAGCAGCAGCAGCAGCAGCAGCAGCAGCAGCAUCAACAAAAGCAGCAACAAUUUCCGCCGAUUCCAGCAAAAGUCAAUACUACCCAGCAAUAUCAGUUGCAGCAAUAUUCACAGAAACAACAGCAAUUAUCCCAACAGCAACAACAAAAGUUACAACGCGAACCAUCGUAUUUAUUAGAUACCGCCGAUUUCGGGACAUCCAUGAAUAUAGGCACAAGUUCGCCGCGUUUGAAUUUAUUCGAUGAUCAUAAUUUGGAGAACUUAGAGCCUUUAACGGCUUUUGACAUGGAACUGACAAAAUUGCAAACUUUAAACGCUGUAACGCUGUUACAAGCUCAACCUCAACAAGUACCCCUACUGCAUAAUUUACUACAAACGUACAAUACUAUCAAUCAGCUACAAAAUUGGCAACAGCAACAACAGCAGCAGCAACAACAACAACAACAGCAACAGCUCCAGCAGCAGCAACAACAACAACAUCAAAGUCAUCCCUUAACUAGUAAUAACACUAACAGUAAUAAUCAAUUGAGUUCUAAUUUAAGUAGUCCGGGUAACAGCAACAAUUUAUCGGACGCGUAUUUAGAUCGUGUUGCAAAAUUUUAUCGCGGUUCGGCUGCAUUCUGCGAGCCAACUUGCACUUGGAGUGGCCAAUUACCGCCUCGUUCACAUCGUCUAUAUCAAUUCUCACCUAAACUUUUUCUAGGUGGCAUCCCUUGGGAUAUAAGUGAACAAUCGUUAAUACAGAUCUUUAAACCUUUCGGACAAAUUAAAGUUGAAUGGCCAGGAAAAGAGCAACAGGCCGCUCAACCUAAGGGCUACGUUUACAUAAUAUUCGAAUCUGAUAAACAAGUGAAGGCUUUACUAUCCGCUUGUGCUGUCCAAGUUGAUGACCAACAAAAUGGUGGAAUUUUCUAUUUUAAAAUUUCCUCACGACGUAUUAAAGCUAAAGAUGUUGAAGUAAUUCCAUGGCUUAUUGGCGAUUCCAAUUAUGUCAAGUCUACUUCUCAGAAAUUGGAUCCAACAAAAACAGUUUUUGUGGGUGCUUUACAUGGCAAAUUAACUGCCGAGGGUUUAGCCAAAAUUAUGGACGAUUUAUUUGAUGGCGUAGUAUACGCAGGAAUCGAUACUGAUAAAUACAAAUAUCCAAUUGGUUCAGGACGUGUUACUUUUAAUAAUAAUCGCUCUUAUAUGAAGGCAGUGUCGGCUGCUUUCAUUGAAAUACGUACAGCGAAAUUUACGAAAAAAGUGCAAAUUGAUCCAUAUCUGGAAGAUUCGUUAUGUUCUAUAUGUGGUGUACAACACGGACCAUAUUAUUGUCGAGAAUUAUCAUGUUUCCGAUAUUUCUGUCGCACUUGUUGGCAAUGGCAACAUUCAACGGAUGCUGUCAAAUAUCAUAAGCCAUUGACACGUAAUUCAAAAUCUCAGUCAUUAGUAGGCUUAGGGCCUGCUUCAUCAUCAACCACCUCUUUAUCAUCAUUAACUUCACCGAAUAUAGUUAAUUAUGGUAAUUUGCAGCAUCAACAACAGCAACAACAACAACAACAACAACACCAACAAGCGCAACAACAAUCAUCACAAUUAGUUAUGCCGCAAGUGCAAGAUACACCGGCUGGUAAUAUAUCACAAAUACAAAUACAACAACAACAACAACAACAACAGCAGCAGCAACAGCAAAAAACUCAAAUACAAAUACCGUCAACCCUUUCAUCGGCAGCAUUAACAGCAGCCGCCCAGCAGUUGCAACACUUACAAAACUCAUUCCAUUUGUAAGCAAAGCAAUCGCUUCUUAAGGGUGUAAUUUUAAAUGUAAUUCGCGCGUGUACGCACUUAAAGUAUGUAAAGUACGAUAACAAUAUAAAGAACAACAACAAACUGCUAUAUAUAUAUAUACUAACUAUGAUAUAACAGAAUUAUAAAAA